Serendipita indica DSM 11827 is the source of this 1500-nucleotide messenger RNA. The record is from the annotation of a GenBank genome assembly. Lineage: Eukaryota; Fungi; Basidiomycota; Agaricomycetes; Sebacinales; Serendipitaceae.
AUGGAUUAUCUCCCUUCCUCAACGAGCUACUCAUGGGACGAGCUGUGGACUGACCCAACAUCUGCCUACCCAAUGCGUGACACUGGAAGCCCUUCAAGUAUCCUCUAUUCUGACGGGGGAUCUCCUUCAUCGUUGUCGACGCCUCUCAGCUCGAGCUCUGUGGUGCCGUCCCCGGAUUCUGCACAGGACCUUCAACCUUUGAUCGACUACAUCACACUCUCCAACAGAUACGCGGAUCUAUGCAGCGCGUUGGGUGUCAACAAACGGGCCCUCCUGGCUCUCAACCAGAUCGUCAGGCACCUCUCCCAAGGGCAGCAGCCUCGGAAUGAGGACGUGAACGAUCUUCUGGCUGUGAUCGCUAUGGUCGUGGACUCGGAGAUCGUCCAGACAAGGCUAGAGAGCACGUCCUUGUCAAGCACCUUUGUAAAGUAUAUGUCUGUUCGCAGUGCUUCGCGGGCCAACGAGAUGAAGGUGCAUAUUCGCCAGCUCCACAGCCCAAACCCUAAGCAAUUCCAAUGCCAGUCUUGUUCGCAUAUCUUCACCAAGAAGAGCAACCUUCAUCGGCACAUGAAGAAUACGCACGGGUUAGCUGUACCCCGCAGGACGCCAACUUCAGCUCGUGCUCGUCGUGUUUUCGUCUCGUCUCUUUCCUCCUUUUCAGCUCUCCAAACCAUGAUGAAUUUCAAUCAAGAGCAGAUCUAUCCCGACACCGUAACGGAGCCUGGCGUCGACUCCCAGACGUACAUGAACGACUGGGAGCUUUACGAAGCACUCUUCGCCUCCUGUGGUACUUCAUUGCCUGCGGAAAUCGAGCUCCUUACCAGCCCUCCCAUUUCGACCACGUCGGAUGGCGACUGGGAGACGUGGCUCGCUCCAGACGCCCUCGAGGGCCAUCCUUGUUUCAGCCAGCAAUCCACAGUGUCAUCGGGGAGUCAAUAUCCUAUCGACUCCUUCCAUGUCGUCAGCGGCUACACGGAGGGCUCGCAGGCCGAAGACGUCACCUCGCCCACGUCGACAGAUGACUCUAUUCUAGAGUCGCUCUUCCAACCUUCUUUGGCAAGCGCCUCCCAGUCUCCUUCCCAUGAUACUCAUCUAUUUGGGGCUGUCUCGAACGUUAUUGAGGCUAUCGGGCGGCACUAUUGGCCUGACAAGAAAAUGCUCCGGGAGCUCAUGCCGCCUAACCAUCGUGGCAAAUAUUGCUGCGCCUUUCCAGACUGUCAAUGGCAUGAGAAGGGAUGGAAAAGGGCAGACCGUGGAGAGUCGCACCUCCUAAAGGAGCACUUCCGGCUCAUCCAGUAUUCGUGCCCCCACGAUGGAUGCGAUCGUGUCUACAAGUGGCCGCACGAUCUCGCCACCCACCGCCGCAAGGCGCACCCGGAUUGUGGCGAUAGUCCUGCGCCGAAGUUUGUAUGUCCCGAGUGUGAGCAAGAAUUUCCCAAACGUUUCAACCUCAACCGCCACGUUCGCAAUGUCCACAAGGCGGCCCGCCGCAAGCAUUAA